Messenger RNA from Epinephelus moara (kelp grouper), 1540 nucleotides. RefSeq lists its product as uncharacterized. The transcript has 4 exons. NCBI's taxonomy places the organism in Eukaryota, Metazoa, Chordata, Actinopteri, Perciformes, Serranidae. Bases 138 to 1070 code for a protein of 310 amino acids. The record is from RefSeq and is a predicted model, not a curated record.
UAUAUAGAUACAACAGGUAUCCAAGUACCAAACAGUUAGACAAGGCUGCAGAUGCCCUUGUGAAUAAACACCCCUGCCUAAAAGAGAGAGGUUCCCAAACGGGACGGGAAGGAUGGAAGAAUAGCCUGCGCUUCAAGAUGGGCAACUACAGGACGAAGCUGAGCAGAGCUGGCAUAAAAGAUGUGGCUGUGAACGCAGGGAAGCGCAGCCGUAGCAACCCAGAGGGUGCGUCACAGCGGGCCAACAUUAAACGACCCAGAAGAGGGGAAAUCCAGUUCCUUCCUAACUAUCCCCGUGGCGAGAACAAGGACACCCUUGAGACCCAAAGGAUGGAGAUGGUGGAAGAAUUCAAGAAGACACCAGCUGACAGAGACAUGAUUCUCAUCUAUACGUACAUGCAACACACCUUUGCACUCCGACGUGAAGAGAUUGUGACUUUAGCUCCUCCCAUCACAGAAUUCAAAGCCAGAUGGCCUGGUCUCUUCUCUGAAGCCCACGUCUAUGGCGAAUUCCAUAGGGUUGCCAGUCAAAACCUGCAAUAUUCCUUCUUCGCUGCUCUUGAUAGACACACGCCACAGCUGCUCAAACUCUACAAACAGAGGAGGACUGGAGCUUUUGGUGAGAAGAUGAAAGAUCUGCUGAUAGCGUACGAGGAGCAGGACAAGAAUGACAUCACAGCAGCUAGAACAGCAGCCCUGGCUGGCCUGCCACUCUACCUAAAAGAAGACUCAUCAGAGAUCUUUAAGAGUUGCAAGGAGGAGGAGUCUGAAGCAUUCCAGGAGGGUGCAGUGGCGCUGGUGGCUAUGGUGGAUGAAGAGGACACUGUUUCAGGGAUUCCUUUUCAACCUCGCCAUGUGUCUGUUAUCCUGGAGGAUCAGGUUGUAAUGUCUCUCAAAUCUUGGACUGAUGCGGUGGUGGUGUUGUUUGGCUUGAUCUAUGCUCUCAAUUUGAGUUAUCCGGCAAAGUUGAGCGGCUUCUUUGAGUUUAUCCAGGUCAUCCUCCUAAAUCUUGAUGAUGAAAGAAAGCAGCUCAAAGCAAAGUUGCAGGCCUUGAAAAAUGAGCUAGGGUAAAGUCAGAGUGGGUGUGGUCGGAAACUUAUUGAGUAGCUGUGGUUUAAAACUGGCACUUAUUGAUUUUAAUUUCAAUUACAGUUUUAAUUUCAAUUACAAUUUUAAUUUGCAACGUUGAUGACAGCAGAGCUCCAAAAGCUUAAGUGUUGGCACGGAUGUCUUUUGAUUAUUGAUAGUCUAUUGGCAAUAGACAGACUCCGGAUUCCUAGAUUGAAUGUUUGGUGCUUUCACUGUCAAUUUCAAACCCAACUAGCCAGUUGUUAAGCAAACUCAACAUUUUGUUCAGAGAAAAUGUGAACCUUUGAUGACUCCUUUCAUAAAAAAUGUUUGCAAAUGUUUGUAAGCACUGAGAUUUUUAUCAGUAAUGUAGUUGGCAGCUGUGGAAUUUGCCAUGUUGUGCUAAAAACAGUUUGGUUUAAUAAAUUCAUUGCAUCUAACUACUUGAGUAUUUGUCUUGAGUUAAUGCAACU